AUGUCAUACGAAGUCAUCGUCUUGAAAGAAGGCUACAGCAAAGCAGAGGGCCAGGGUCAGCAAAGAGCAUGUGGGAGUAUUAGCCUGAUCAAGGGACCUAAGAACAUCAUUGUGGAUACCGGUAAUCCUUGGGAUAAGGAGCACAUUCUAGAUGGUCUACAGAAGAAUGGACUUUCUCCAGAAAAGAUAAACUAUUGUGUGUGUACUCACGGCCACUCUGAUCAUGUUGGGAAUCUGAGCAUCUUCUCCAAUGCUGUACACAUUCUCUCUUACGAUGUGUGUGUUGGGGACCAGUACCAAAUGCAUGAUUUCAAAACGGGAAUUCCUUAUGAGAUAGAUGACGAUGUAGAAGUGGUCCCCACUCCCGGACACACGGGGUCGGACAUCUCAGUCAUCGUCAGCAACACAGGACUGGGUACUGUUGCAGUGACAGGUGAUUUAUUUGAAUGUUUGGAGGACUUGGAAGAACCUAGUUUGUGGCAGGACAAUAGUGAAAAUCCAGAUCUUCAACAAGAGGGCAGGAUAGAUGUUCUUGGAAGGGCAGAUUACAUAGUUCCUGGACAUGGGAAAAUGUUUAAGGUUCCUGACGAAUACAAGAGGUCAUCCAUGAGGGUUGUAAUGUAUGAGGAGGAAAUCAGCCAGUCAGGGGACCAAAUAUCAGUAAUCAGUGAAUAUGUGGUGCAUGAGGAGGAUUCUUGAAAUUUAGUGGAAGUCCAUAUGUGAUCUAAAAAUAA
Messenger RNA from Saccostrea echinata, 734 nucleotides. RefSeq names its product metallo-beta-lactamase domain-containing protein 1-like. The record is from RefSeq and is a predicted model, not a curated record. Bases 1 to 699 code for a protein of 232 amino acids. NCBI's taxonomy places the organism in Eukaryota, Metazoa, Mollusca, Bivalvia, Ostreida, Ostreidae. The transcript has 5 exons.